Molecule: messenger RNA, 2208 nt
Organism: Oncorhynchus keta (chum salmon)
Lineage: Eukaryota; Metazoa; Chordata; Actinopteri; Salmoniformes; Salmonidae
Exons: 5
Coding region: 1-2208 (735 amino acids)
Source: RefSeq, a predicted model, not a curated record
AUGGUGGGGAACUCUUAUGAUGGUGAGGAACUCAUGAUGGUGAGGAACUAUUAUGAUGGUGAGGAACUCAUGAUGGUGAGGAACUAUUAUGAUGGUGAGGAACUCAUGAUGCUACUGAGUCCUGGUCCACCACAGGUCCACACCACAGGUCCACACCACAGGUCCACCACAGGUCCACCACAGGUCCACACCACAGGUCCACACCACAGGUCCACACCACAGGUCCACCACAGGUCCACCACAGGUCCACACCACAGGUCCACACAACAGGUCCACACCACAGGUCCACCACAGGUCCACCACAGGUCCACACCACAGGUCCACACCACAGGUCCACAACUGGUCUACACCACAGGUCUACACCACAGGUCUACACCACAGGUCCACACCACAGGUCCACACCACAGGUCUACACCACAGGUUCACACCACAGGUCUACAACUGGUCUACACGACAGGUCCACCACAGGUCCACAUCACAGGUCCACCACAGGUCAACACCACAGGUCCACCACAGGUCCACCACAGGUCCACACCACAGGUCCACACCACAGGUCCACCACAGGUCCACCACAGGUCCACACCACAGGUCCACCACAGGUCCACCACAGGUCCACACCACAGGUCCACACCACAGGUCCACACAACAGGUCCACACCACAGGUCCACCACAGGUCCACCACAGGUCCACACCACAGGUCCACACCACAGGUCCACAACUGGUCCACCACAGGUCCACACCACAGCCUUGCAACGUUUAUCAAACACCUCGACCACAGCCUGGCAGCACUCGUCCCUCUUCCUCACCAAGACAGAUAGGGUCCAUUUCCUGGACCCCACCACCAGAGCUUCCAAUCACUGGACCCCACCACCAGAGGGUCAAAUCCCUGGACCACACCACCAGAGGGUCCAAUCCCGGAUCCCUCCACCAGAGGGUCCAAUCCCUGGACCCCACCACCAGAGGGUCCAAUCCCUGGACCCCACCACCAGAGGGUUCAAUCCCUGGACCCCACCACCAGAGGGUCCAAUCCCUGGACCCCACCACCAGAGGGUUCAAUCCCUGGACCCCACCACCAGAGGGUCAAAUCCCUGGACCCCACCACCAGAGGGUCAAAUCCCUGGAUCCCACCACCAGAGGGUCCAAUCCCUGGACCCCACCACCAGAGGGUCCAAUCCCUGGACCCCACCACCAGAGGGUCAAAUCCCUGGACCCCACCACCAGAGGGUCCAAUCCCUGAAUGCCUCCACCAGAGGGUCCAAUCCCUGGACCCCACCACCAGAGGGUCCAAUCCCUGGACCCCACCACCAGAGGGUUCAAUCCCUGGACCCCACCACCAGAGGGUUGAAUCCCUGGACCCCACCACCAGAGGGUUCAAUCCCUGGACCCCACCACCAGAGGGUUCAAUCCCUGGACCCCACCACCAGAGGGUUGAAUCCCUGGACCACACCACCAGAGGGUUCAAUCCCUGGACCCCACCACCAGAGGGUUCAAUCCCUGGACCACACCACCAGAGGGUUCAAUCCCUGGACCCCACCACCAGAGGAUUCAAUCCCUGGACCCCACCACCAGAGGAUUCAAUCCCUGGACCCCACCACCAGAGGGUUCAAUCCCUGGACCCCACCACCAGAGGGUUCAAUCCCUGGACCCCACCACCAGAGGAUUCAAUCCCUGGACCCCACCACCAGAGGGUUCAAUCCCUGGACCCCACCACCAGAGGAUUCAAUCCCUGGACCACACCACCAGAGGGUUGAAUCCCUGGACCACACCACCAGAGGAGGAUUCAAUCCCUGGACCCCACCACCAGAGGAUUCAAUCCCUGGACCCCACCACCAGAGGGUCCAAUCCCUGGACCACACCACCAGAGGGUUCAAUCCCUGGACCCCACCACCAGAGGAUUCAAUCCCUGGACCCCACCACCAGAGGGUUCAAUCCCUGGACCACACCACCAGAGGAUUCAAUCCCUGGACCCCACCACCAGAGGAUUCAAUCCCUGGACCCCACCACCAGAGGGUCCAAUCCCUGGACCCCACCACCAGAGGGUCCAAUCCCUGGACCCCACCACCAGAGGAUUCAAUCCCUGGACCCCACCACCAGAGGGUCCAAUCCCUGGACCCCACCACCAGAGGGUUCAAUCCCUGGACCCCACCACCAGAGGGCGCAUAUUCAUUCUCAUGUUCAGGCCCUCACAGACACACAGAGGCUGCUUGA